GGAGUUUUCCUCAGGGAAUCUUUCUUGCUGUGGCCGGUGACCCUGUGGUGCGGCAGAAGCACUUAAAAACCGUUGCGUGCGUAUAAUGCUGGCGGAGAGAGAGCCACUUUGUGACGCAAGGGAGCAAUCUGUAUCCAGCUCUGUGUGGGCCUGGACCCUGGCUUGCGCUGUUCUCCUCAGAGGCCGAAGUAGACAUAAGAAAAGCCCUGAAAGAAUUACUGCUGGAGAUGGGCGCCUUGGACUCCACCUCCACUCCCUCAAACAUUCGUGAGCAGCCAAGGGAACCGGCAUAUUUGCCAUGAAGUACCUAAAAAAGGCGGAGAAUUAUAAACUGGCCUGGGGAGGAGAAAUAGAAAGGUUUGCAAAGGAGGUGGCCCCAUCUUAAGGAGGCGCACAGUAUUCGUUUAAAUAAGAGAUGGGGAAUUCCCUGGCGGUCCUGGUUAGGACUCAGGGGCCAAAAAAAAAAUUGAUGUUAUAAGAAGGCAAAAAAUACACACUAGUUAAAAUUGUUUACAGCCGGACUUACCUGGUGAUCCAGUGGUUAAGACUUUGAGCUUCCACUGCAGGGGGCAUGGUUUUGAUCCCUUGUCGGGGGGAAAUAAGAUCCCGCAUGACCCACGGCAAAAAAAAAAAAAAAAAAAUGUUGACAGAGACAACUAAAUCCCAAAUCCUGAAGGAGUUGGGGCUCACUCUAGUAUCUGGUUUAAAUCAUCUCUUAUACUGGGACAGUUAGACCUUUCUGGAUGAAGGUUUGACCUGAGGAAAUUUUCCUGACACUAAUUAUAAGUCUUGAUGGUCCAAGGCUAAUUAUUUGGCCAGUUGGUCAAGGACAUGGAAAGAGCACGAUUGGAGAACUGGUGACAAGGAAGCCUUGGGAAGGGAUAUGGUGAUGGACUUUGCAGAAUGAAUCUUAAGAGUCAUAUGGAUGAAAUGAACAGCUUUGUGGAUUAAACUCAGCCUCCUUUUCCAGGCUCAGUGGACUCAUGAAUGAAAUGGUGAUGAUAACAAGGUUGGAGCUGUGCAUGGGAUCACCAAGCCACUGCUGAGCGUUCAGGCUGCUAGCAGCAGUGAGCAGUCCUGAGCUGGUGAUAUGCCUCAUGCUCCAGGAAGACCAGCCAACCACUUGGAGGCAAGCGGAUUCCAUUGGCCCUCCCCGUCAUCGAGGAAGUGCCUGGAAAAAGAUUCAUGAAAUGAUAAGGCCUUUUAACAGAUUUGUCCACAUGUUUAAAUACAUGUUCUCUGGCUCCAUGAUCAAUCCAUUUACUGAAGGAAGUGAAGGUGACCAGAGGCAUCACAUGAACAGAGAUGGGCAGGGAUGCAGUUGCGAGGACCUAUGGGUCUGUGUCCUGCUCUGCCGGCUGUCUCAGAGCUUUGGAGCUGCCCCUCCCAGAAGGGCUUCAAUUGCCAGGAGCAGAAGCUUGGACUCUGCGAGAGACUUGCUCUGCGGAAAGCUUCAAGAGGUACCACAGGGGCUGCUGCCUGGAGCCACCUUACCAGGAGGCAGGGUGAAGAUGGAUGACAGGUGCUACCCGGUGAUCUUCCCAGAUGCGAGGAAUUUCCGCCCCUUCACUCCUGACUCUUUGGCUGCAAUCAAGAAGCGGAUCGCCAUCCAAAAGGAGAAAAAAAAGUCCAAAGACCAGACAGCAGCAGAACCCCAGCCUCGACCUCAGCUUGACCUAAAGAUGUCCAGAAAGUUGCCCAUGCUCUAUGGUGACAUUCCCCAUGAGCUGAUAGGGAAGCCCCUGGAAGACUUGGACCCAUUCUACAGAAAUCAUAAGACAUUUAUGGUGUUGAACAAAAAGAGAACAAUCUACCGCUUCAGUGCCAAACGUGCCUUGUUCAUUUUUGGGCCUUUCAAUUCAAUCAGAAGUUUAGCCAUUAGAAUUUCAGUCCAUUCAUUGUUCAGCAUGUUCAUCAUCUGCACCGUCAUCAUCAACUGCGUGUUCAUGGCCAUGACUCGUGGGAAGGACAGCAUUAACAUAGAUACUGAGAGUGCUGAGUAUGUCUUCACUGGGAUUUAUAUAUUUGAAGCAUUAGUUAAAAUAUUGGCAAGAGGUUUUAUUCUGGAUGAGUUUUCUUUCCUUCGAGAUCCGUGGAACUGGCUGGACUCCAUUGUCAUUGCAACAGCGUUUGUAUCAUAUUCACCAUAUAUCAAGGGCAGCAGCAUCAGUCUGUCAUCCCUGCGUACCUUCCGAGUGUUCAGAGCUUUGAAAGCAAUUUCAGUAAUUUCAGGUCUGAAAGUCAUUGUUGGGGCCUUGCUGCGCUCUGUGAAGAGGCUUGUCGAUGUGAUGAUCCUGACUCUCUUUUGCCUCAGCAUCUUCGCCCUGGUCGGUCAGCAGCUCUUCAUGGGAAAUCUGAACCAGAAAUGUGUGAGGAAAGACUGUGACUCUGACUAUAAAGACUAUUGCUUUGAAAAGAAAGAUUCCACUGAAUUCAGAAUAUGCGGCACAUGGAUGGAGAGUGGGGCUUGUUCUGAACAAUUUGAAUGCAAACAUACCAAUAAAAAUCCUGACUAUAAUUACACGAAUUUUGACAACUUUGGCUGGUCUUUUCUUGCCGUGUUCCGGCUUAUGACCCAAGAUUCCUGGGAGAAGCUUUAUCAACAGACUUUGCGCACCUCAGGGCUCUACUCAGUCUUCUUCUUUGUGGUGGUCAUCUUCCUGGGCUCUUUCUACUUGAUUAACUUAACCCUGGCUGUUGUCACCAUGGCUUAUGAGGAACAGAACAAGAAUGUAGCUGCUGAGACAGAAGCCAAGGAGAAGAUGUUCCAGGAAGCCCAGCAGCUGUUAAAGGAGGAGAAGGAGGCUCUGGUUGCCAUGGGUAUUGACAGAAGCUCACUUAAUUCCCUUGAAGCAUCGUCUUUUUCCCCGAAGAAGAGAAAGCUAUUUGGUAAUAAGAAAAGAAAAUCCUUCUUUUUGAGAAAGUCUGGGAAAGACCAGGUUCCAGGAUUAGAUUCUGAUGAAGAUUCUUCAAAAAAGCCACACCUACUUGAACAAACCAAACGACUGUCCCAGAAUCUGUCAGUGGACCACUGUGAUGAGCAUGGAGACCCCUUCCAAAGGCAGAGAGCGCUGAGCGCUGUGAGCAUCCUUACCAUCACCAUGCACGAACAAGAAAAAUCACAGGAACCUUGCCUCCCAUGUGGGGAAAACCUGGCAUCCAAAUACCUCGUGUGGGACUGUAGCCCCCGGUGGCUGUGCAUUAAGAAGGCCCUGAGAACCAUGAUGACUGACCCCUUUACUGAGCUGGCCAUCACCAUCUGCAUCAUAAUCAACACUCUCUUCUUGGCCAUGGAGCAUUACAAAAUGGACCAGAGUUUUGAGAAUAUGUUGUACACAGGGAAUUUGGUUUUCACUGGCAUUUUCAUGGCUGAAAUGUGCCUAAAAAUCAUUGCGCUGGAUCCCUACCACUACUUUCGUCGAGGCUGGAACAUUUUUGACAGCAUUGUUGCUCUUCUGAGCUUUGCAGAGGUGAUAAUAAAUAGUAUGUGUCCAGGAAAACAAAGUUGUAUGUCACUUCGUUCCUUAAGAGUGCUGAGGGUCUUCAAGUUAGCCAAAUCCUGGCCAACUUUAAACACACUGCUUAAGAUAAUUGGCCAUUCCGUUGGAGCCCUUGGAAACCUGACUGUGGUCUUGGCCAUUGUGGUCUUUAUUUUCUCAGUAGUUGGCAUGCAGCUUUUUGGCUCUAAAUUCAAUUGCAUAAAGAGUAAUUCAAAGUCCCAUGAUCCUGCAGUCCCAUGUUUACGACGCUGGCACAUGGGGGAUUUCUACCACUCCUUUCUGGUGGUAUUCCGCAUCCUCUGUGGGGAAUGGAUCGAAAACAUGUGGGAAUGUAUGCAAGAAGCUAACCAAGCACUGUGCAUUAUUGUGUUUCUGUUGAUCAUGGUGAUAGGAAAACUCGUGGUACUCAACCUCUUUAUUGCCUUGCUGCUCAAUUCCUUCAGCAAUGAGGAGAGAGAUGGACACUUGGAAGGAGAAGUCAGGAAAACCAAAGUCCAGUUAGCCCUGGACCGGUUCUGCCGGGCUUUUUGUUUUGUGAUGUAUACUCUUGAGCAUUUUUGUACCAAGUGGUGCAGGAGACAACAUUUACCAAAGCAAAAAGAGGUGACAGAAGGCCCUGAGGCAGAGAGCAAAGGUGUCAUUCCCCUGGUCACAGAGAUGAGAAAGGGCCCAGAGACCUGGGAGGAGUUUGGUGUACUGACUUCCGCACCAAAGACCUUGAGUGUCGGGCAUGAUCGGACUUGGUUGGCCCCACUAGCAGAGGAAGAAGAUGAUGCUGAAUCCCCUGGUGAAGAUAAGGCACAGCCUGUCACACAACCUGAGGCUGGAAAACAGUGUCAGGCCAGUGAACUCCAUCAGAAGACCAAGGAGCCCACCAGUCCAGGAGCUCAGAGUAUGGAAAUGGACAUAUUCUCUGAAGAUGAUCCUUAUCUGUCGAUACAGAAUCCCCGAAAGAAGUCUGAUGCUACGAGUGUGCUCUCAGAAUGUAGCACCACUGGUCCACAGGAUCCCUUUAGGCGGGUACUUGAAAUGGUUCCCAAAAAGGAACCAGAGAGAUGUUUGCCCAAAGGCCUGGAUUGCUGCUCUCCAUGCUGUACUGUGGACAAGAGAAAGUCCCCUUGGAUCAUUUGGUGGAAACUGCGGAAAACCUGCUACCAAAUAGUGAAACACAGCUGGUUUGAGAGCUUUAUUAUCUUUGUGAUUCUGCUGAGCAGUGGGGCACUGGUAUUUGAAGAUAUUUACCUUGGUACACAACCCAAAAUCCAAGCAAUACUUAAUUGUACUGACAGUAUUUUCACAUACAUUUUUAUCUUGGAGAUGGGUCUGAAAUGGGUGGCCUUUGGAUUUAGGAAGUACUUCACCAGUGCCUGGUGCUGGCUCGAUUUCAUCAUUGUGAUUGUCUCUGUGACCAGUCUCAUCGACUUAAAGGUCUUGAAGUCCUUCCGGAUUCUGCGAGCGCUGAGGCCUCUGCGAGCGCUGUCCCAGUUUGAAGGAAUGAAGGUGGUAGUUAAUGCUCUCAUAGGUGCCAUACCUGCCAUUCUGAACGUUUUGCUUGUCUGCCUCAUUUUCUGGCUCAUAUUUUGUAUCCUGGGAGUAAGUUUGUUUUCUGGAAAAUUUGGAAGAUGUGUUAAUGUGACAGAUGGAAACUCAGUUAUAAAUUACAACAUUGUUGCAAACCGGAGUCAAUGUGAAAGUGGAAAUUUCUCCUGGUUCACCCUGAAAGUCAACUUUGACAAUGUGGGAAUGGCUUACCUCGCGCUGCUGCAAGUGGCAACAUUUAAGGGCUGGAUGGAUAUUAUGUAUGCAGCUGUUGAUUCCAGAGGGGAAGGACAACAGCCAAGGUUUGAGGAGAACUCAUUAAUGUAUGUUUACUUCGUAGUUUUUAUCAUCUUUGGCUCAUUCUUCACUCUGAAUCUCUUUAUUGGUGUUAUUAUUGACAACUUCAACCAACAGCAGAAAAAGAUAAGUGGCCAAGACAUCUUUCUGACAGAAGAACAGAAGAAAUACUAUAAUGCAAUGAAAAAAUUAGGAUCCAAAAAACCUCAAAGGCCCAUCCCAAGGCCUCUGAACAAAUGCCAGGGUCUUGUUUUUGACCUAGUUACACACCAGGUCUUUGACAUCAUCAUCAUCAUCCUCAUUUUCCUCAACAUGGUUAGCAUGAUGGCUGAAUCAUAUGGCCAGUCCAAAGCCAUGGAACUCUUCCUUGAGCGUCUCAACCUGGCCUUUGUGGUCGUCUUUACAAUUGAGUGUCUCAUCAAAAUCUUUGCUUUGAGGCAAUACUACUUCAUCAGUGGCUGGAAUUUAUUUGAUUGUGUGAUUGUGGUCAUUUCUAUUGUCAGUACAAUGGUUUCUGCCUUGAAAACCCAGGCACACAUUCCUUUCCCUCCAACACUCUUCAGAAUUGUCCGCUUGGCUCGGAUUGGCCGAAUCCUGAGACUUGUUCGGGCAGCACGAGGAAUCAGAACUCUCCUUUUCGCGCUGAUGAUGUCUCUUCCCUCUCUAUUCAAUAUUGGUCUUCUACUCUUUCUGGUUAUGUUUAUUUAUGCCAUUUUUGGUAUGAAUUGUUUUUGCAAAGUGAAGGAAGAGUCUGGAAUUGAUGACAUAUUCAACUUCAAAACUUUCAAAGGCAGCAUGCUCUGCCUCUUCCAGAUAACCACGUCAGCAGGCUGGGAUGCCCUCCUCAGCCCCAUGUUGCAAUCAAAAGACUCAUGUAACCCCAAGUUAGAGAACUGUCACCUCUCUGCCAUAGCCAUAACCUACUUCGUCAGUUAUAUCAUCAUCUCCUUUCUCAUCGUGGUCAACAUGUAUAUUGCUGUGAUUUUAGAAAACUUCAAUAUAGCCACUGAAGAAAGCGAGGACCCUUUGAGUGAAGACGACUUUGAAAUAUUCUACGAAGUCUGGGAAAAGUUUGACCCAGAAGCAACACAGUUUAUCAGAUAUUCUGCUCUUUCUGACUUUGCCGAUGCCCUUCCUGAGCCUCUGCGUGUGGCAAAGCCAAAUAAAUACCAAUUUUUAGUCAUGGACUUGCCCAUGGUGAGCGGAGAUCGCCUUCAUUGCCUGGAUAUUCUGUUCGCUUUCACCGCUAGGGUACUUGGUGAGUCCAGUGGCCUGGAUAGCAUGAAAGCAGUGAUGGAGGAGAAGUUCAUGGAAGCCAACCCUUUCAAGAAGUUAUAUGAACCCAUAGUCACCACCACCAAGAGGAAGGAAGAGGAAAGAUGUGCUGCUGUUAUUCAAAAGGCCUUUCGAAAGUACAUGAUGAAGACCAAGUGUACCUUGGAAGACAGGCCUCAUUCACCCCUCCAGACACUCUGCAAUGGAGACUUGUCCAGCUCUGGGGUGGCCGAGGGCAAGGUCCACUAUGACUGAGCCCCUCACCUCCACCCCUACCUCACAGCCUCAGAGCCUUGCCUCCAGCCUCUGAGCUCCAAGGGGUCCACAGCUCAGUGUGCGAACAAGCAGUGGACUCACUGAACUAGCCAUUCCAUUUUUCUUUUUCGGGCUAAAAGAAAUGGUGUCUCUGAGUUCACUUCAAAUGGUUCUUAUAGAGAUAUAAGAUAAGGCUGCCCAACUAUAACCACCGGUACUGUUUUAACAAAGAAAAAGACACUAGAAUGGGCUGUAGAGCAGGGGUCCCCAACCCCCGGGCUGCGGACCGCGCUACCCGUCCGUGGCCUGUCAGAAACUGGUCCGCACAGCAGGAGGUGAGCGGAGGGCUAGCCACCAAGAUUUCAUCUGCCGCUGCACGUCACUCGCGUUCCGCCCGAGCCACCCCUCCGCAACCCAGUCUGUGGAAAAACUGUCUUCCGCAAAAUUGGUCCCUGGUGCCAGAAAGGUUGGGGACCUCUGCUGUAGGGGACACUAAUGUGAGGAUUGAAGCACAGUUCAAAUUAUAUCAAAAAAAAGAAUAAGAAACAGAAAACAUUAAAAUUUUAAAUUGUGUUUUUCCAAAUGUUCUUAAGUACAGUAUCCAAUACCUUUGUUUGAUGUUUUCCCCAAUAAAAUAUAUGGCUUAUCACACGUAACUCUUCUGCAUGCUAAGUGAAAAUUCAAAACCUGCCAAUAAACACUUAUUGCAGAUUUUUUUUUAACCAGCAUUAAACUUUUGGGGUUUAUUUCAAACCUAAAAGCAUGAUCAUGACUUGUCAGUUACCACCGUAUCUUUCACCAGCUGCAAUCUGUUAUAUAUUUUCGGGGAAAAAAUAAAUAAAUGAGACUUUCAGUUUGCAUUUCAUUCAGACAGUACACUAAAAAUCCUCUUGUUUGGUGGUUGUGUGAGUAGUGGUUUAAAUGUGGUACUUUGCUUGGAAUUAAAGGCCGGAGCCAGUGGUAUGCUGAAAAGUGUAUAACAAUUGCUCUUCAGGAAAAAAAAGCCAUGAUUUGUAGCAUUUACUGAUUUCUGUGGUGAAUACUCCCAUCAUGACUGAUUUCAAGCUACCAACAUGUUUCUGAACAUAGAGUUGGGAAGAGACAUCCACAAUCAGUUCUCGUGAGCUGCCCAAAGCUGGCUCAGCACACCACUGGCUGGAACCAGUAAGACAGUCUCACUUGCCUCUGGUUAAAAUAUCUGCAAUGCGCAACUUGGAUGGAGAGAGCAACCCCUUAACAACACCUGGACCCCAGGGCAGGGGAGCCAUAAGACAUACUGGUUAGCCGGUGACCUCAGGCAUUUGAUGAGCCCUACAUUCAGUUCUGGCUGAAUGUCUGCAUCAAACACAGCCCAGAGAACAACCAGGUCGAUCAGAAGGGCCUGGCCCCAGGAGUAGCCCAGGACCUUCCUAAAAACUGGAGAUGCCCAGAGGCCAAACAAGACGUUUGCUGGACUGGGGGCAAAGAACUACACUGUGAUAAUCUAGGCUUGGAGGAGAACCCUGCAGAAAUAGUACUGGAAUCCUGUAUCUCAGACAGACUGGAGGAGCUGAUGUGUCUGUCAGCAGCCUGGAGUCUGAGGCCUGAGCCUCUGCUCUGCCCCUCACUGUCCAGUGGAGGAAGAAGAAAGUCUAAAAAUCAGUUCAGUUUUGAACAUUUUGAAGGUUUAAGAUGCCAGGUCCAAGUGACAAUGUUCAGCCAGGCCUGGAACUUGAGGACAUGGCCUGGACAAGAGUCCUCAGCACAAGGGUGACAUUUGAAACCCCGGGAGCAGACUAAAUCGUGGAGGGGUGAGCAUACCAGAGGACUCGCCCUGGGGGCCAUGCUCUCAGAGAAUAAAGGACUUGGCUGCUGUGGCUGUACUGAUGUGCUCCGUAUGAAUAUCUUCUGACCCAUUCAUCAGAUCGGGGCUUCUGGGGCAGAGCUGCUGUCCUUAGUGAGGGCCUUGGACAGGGCAAGCCUAUGGAUUGAGGAAGGAAUAGGGCCAGGG
Messenger RNA from Balaenoptera ricei (Rice's whale), 8856 nucleotides. RefSeq names its product sodium voltage-gated channel alpha subunit 11 (gene SCN11A). The record is from RefSeq and is a predicted model, not a curated record. Gene Ontology annotation, biological process: neuronal action potential; membrane depolarization during action potential; sodium ion transmembrane transport. The transcript has 32 exons. NCBI's taxonomy places the organism in Eukaryota, Metazoa, Chordata, Mammalia, Artiodactyla, Balaenopteridae. Gene Ontology annotation, cellular component: axon; plasma membrane; voltage-gated sodium channel complex. Bases 1098 to 6866 code for a protein of 1922 amino acids. Gene Ontology annotation, molecular function: voltage-gated sodium channel activity.